GCCCGCGCCGGAGCUGCGGACACCCGUUGUCGCCGUCGCCGCCACCGCCACCGCCACCUCGGCUUCUGCCGCCACCGCCGCUGUCAGUCGUCACCAUGAACCAGGAUCUUCGCAGGGAGCGGGACGGCGCCAGCUUCAACCCGGAGCUGCUCACGCACGUCCUGGACGGCAGCCCCGAGAACACCCGGCGUCGCCGAGAGAUCGAGAACCUGAUUCUGAAUGACCCAGACUUCCAGCACGAGGACUUGAAUUUCCUCAGGCGCAGCCAGCGCUACGAGGUGGCUGUUAAGAAGAGCGCCGCCAUGGUGAAGAAGAUGAGGGAGUUUGGCAUCUCAGACCCUGACGAGAUCCUGUGGUUUAAAAAACUUCAUUUGGUCAAUUUUGUGGAACCUGUGGGCAUCAAUUACUCCAUGUUUAUUCCUACCUUGCUGAAUCAGGGUACCACUGCUCAGCAAGAGAAAUGGCUGCUCUCCUCCCAAGGACUCGAGAUAAUUGGCUCCUACACCCAGACGGAAAUGGGCCACGGAACUCAUCUCCGAGGGUUGGAAACCACAGCCACUUAUGACCCUGAGACUCAGGAGUUCAUUCUCAACAGCCCUACUGUGACCUCCAUCAAGUGGUGGCCUGGUGGACUCGGAAAGACUUCAAAUCAUGCGAUAGUUCUUGCCCAGCUCAUCACAAAGGGGAAGUGCUAUGGAUUACAUGCCUUCAUCACACCUAUUCGUGAAAUCGGGACCCAUAAGCCUUUACCAGGUAUUACUGUUGGAGAUAUCGGCCCCAAAUUUGGCUUUGAUGAGAUAGAUAAUGGCUACCUGAAGAUGGACAAUUACCGGAUUCCCAGAGAAAACAUGCUGAUGAAGUAUGCCCAGGUGAAGCCUGAUGGCACGUACGUGAAGCCCGUGAGUAACAAGCUGACCUACGGGACCAUGGUGUUCAUCAGGUCCUUCCUCGUAGGAGAAGCCGCUCGGUUUCUAUCCAAGGCCUGCACCAUUGCCAUCAGAUACAGCGCCGUGAGGCAUCAGUCUGAAAUCGAGCCAGGUGAACCAGAACCACAUAUUUUGGAAUUUCAGACCCAGCAGUAUAAACUCUUCCCGCUCCUGGCUACUGCCUAUGCCUUCCAGUUUGUCGGCGCAUACAUGAAGGAGACCUAUCAUCGGAUUAACGAGGACAUUGGCCAAGGGGACCUGAGUGAACUGCCCGAGCUCCACGCGCUCACCGCCGGCCUAAAGGCUUUCACCUCCUGGACCACCAGCGCUGCUAUCGAAGCUUGUCGGAUGGCUUGCGGCGGCCAUGGCUAUUCUCACUGCAGUGGCCUUCCAAACAUGUAUGUCACUUUUACCCCCACCUGCACCUUCGAGGGAGAGAACACUGUCAUGAUGCUGCAGACGGCGAGGUUCCUGAUGAAAAGUUAUGACCAGGUGCACUCAGGAAAGUUGGUAUGUGGCAUGGUGUCCUACUUGAAUGACCUGCCCAGUCAGCGCAUCCAGCCACAGCAGGUAGCGGUCUGGCCGACGGUGGUGGACCUCGACAGCCCCGACAGCCUAAUGGAAGCCUAUAAACUCCGUGCGGCCAGAUUAGUAGAAAUUGCUGCGAAAAACCUUCAAAAAGAAAAGAUUCACAGAAAAAGCAAGGAGGUAGCAUGGAACCUAACUUCCGUUGACCUUGUUCGAGCAAGCGAGGCACAUUGCCACUAUGUGGUAGUUAAGCUCUUUUCAGAAAAACUCCUCAAAAUCCAAGAUAAGUCCAUCCACGCUGUCUUGAAGAAUUUGUGUCUCUUGUACUGCCUGGAUGGGAUCAGCCAGAAGGCAGGGGAUUUUCUGCAGGGAAGCAUCAUGACGGAGUCUCAGAUCACCCAAGUAAAUCAGCGCAUCAAGGAGCUGCUGACUGUGAUUCGCCCAGAUGCUGUUGCUUUGGUUGAUGCGUUUGACUUUCAGGAUGUGACACUUGGCUCCGUGCUUGGCCGUUAUGAUGGGAACGUGUAUGAAAAUUUAUUUGAGUGGGCCAAGAAAUCCCCACUGAACCAAACAGAGGUCCAUGAAUCUUAUCACAAGUAUUUGAAGCCCCUGCAGUCCAAGCUCUGAAGGGUCAUGAUGAGAAGUUUUAUUUGCUCUAGAAAGCAGCUGUCCUCCACUCCCCUUAUACUCGGCACACCAAACGGCUUGGAAUCUCUAUCAAAUUCAGAGAGCUCUAGAGCAAAUGACAAAUUGAGCCCUUUCCUCUUUUUAUAAAUGAAGAAAAAAAAUGAACAAGUUUCAGAGAUUAAAUGAGAAAAACAGAUGUGUUUUAAGUGCAAUUAACACUGCAAGAGACGUAUCAAGCAUCAGAAAAAGCUUUAAGAAACGCAGCAUGACUCCUAUUUGCAGUGCUGCUGGUCCCAGUAGGCCGUGACUUUUGAUAACUAGUAGAAUUUAACUACUGAGUAGUUAAUUAUUUUCACCUCUUCAUUGCUAAUCCCUGGAUAUAUUAAGUGUUUUUAAGCAAAGGUAUUUUUUAAGAGGGGUAGAUGCAACCCUUCCCAGCUUUUCUGUUAAACGUCCCCAUCAUGGGCCCUGGCUCAGAAGCAGGACUGAAGAAAAGGGAUUCGGAGAAAGAAUCUAAUCAAGAAAUUUAGCGAGUGAGUCUGUGCCGGACACGUGACAUGCCCGCCUGCCCCUCUUUGCCGACCUGUGGUUUCCACCUCACCAUUCACAGUAGCAUCUUUCCAGCACGAGUUCUUCAGCACAGGCCUAGGAUAGGAUCACUGUCCCGUGGAAUUAGGAGUUAAUCUUCCUUCCAUUCGAGGGAUCCCUAAAUUAUCGGUACAGUAACAUUGCAGCUCUCUUUGUCCCAAAGUUCUUGGGAAAGGGCAAGGAGCGGAAUUAUCUCUGCAUCUGACUUCUGGCAACUGAUGGCUCCUCUGGCCUUGGUGUUUCAUCUCCCGCCCAUUCUCGGUCCUGAAAGAGAUGCUACGAAAGGGAAAGGAGGGGUCACAAUUCCUUCAUAGUAGAAUGAGUAGGGGGAGAGCUCUCUCAGUUAUGGUCACUGUGACUGUUGUGUCCAUAGUAACUGGAUACUCUGGAAAAAUCUAGAUUUUUCAGUAGUCUGUAUUGCAGUGCUUGGAGGUUACGUGUUUGGCGUUAUAGAGGUAUCACUCGGGCCACCUCUUCUACCCAGGGGUAGCACAGAAAACUCCUUUGGCGAACCAUGUCUUCAAAAUAAUCAUCGAAACUAUGGUGUAUGGAUAAAUGCCAGUUUCACAGAAUCUCUUUCUUACUCUACAUUGGCUUUCAGUCUGUUCCUAGGAGAUUGCUCUGAAUUGCAGCAAUGUCCUUUGAGCCAAAAUCUAAUUUACACAAUCAUUCUGCAUUUAAAAGUUAAACAUGCACCUCCUGAUGAACUUUUUCCUUAAAAUCGAUGUGAAGCAACACAUCACUUGAUUUUUGUUUUUUUGUCUUUUUGUUUCUUUGUUUUUUCUUUUACCUGUUAACUGUAUCUGGAACUUCUGCCUCAUGAAUCCAAUUGUUCUGUAAUCAGUCUUGAGAAUGUAGGAUAAUUCAGGGAAAUGUCAUUCCUACCUUGGGACGCAACAUAGAAUCUCUCCCAGUGGAACCAGUUAUAUGAGACUUUCAGGCCCCACAGAAAGGCUGUUGACAGAAGCCUCAGUCUUUCCACCAGGAGAGCUGAUUGGGAAUCGUAAGCAGUCUGUUAAUUUCAUUCAAAUAGAUCUUGACAGUAGUUCAGAUUCUGGGAAAUAGCAAAAUAGAUUUAAAUUGCUUAAUAUCGGCCUGUUAUGUGUAGAAUUGCUUCAGAACUAGGUUAAUUUAAAUACCUUGUUCACAGAUGAUCAUCUGUAGUCGGGACCUGAUCCAGCCUGCAUUGAUCUUGGAUCAAUCUUAGCAGGUCUGAGCAAGCUGUAGACAUGAUAGCCACCUUCAGUCCAGCACCUUGAGUUUUAUUUAAAAGCGAAAUCUGAUAUUUGAUACUGUUUUUACUAACAUUGAGAUUUUUGUCUUGAACUUCUAUUCACUGUAAUCUAAAUGUAGUAAAACCUCUCUAAUUUGCACUGUCAUGAGGGAAAGAGAGUGCCACAUUAUUAAACAUCAGCUGAAACUAUGAAAUUUUAAGGUACGGUUUUAUGAGGUUAUUAGGUUAGGUAACAGACCAAAACGGGAAGGAGUGAGGCCCACCUGAGCAGAUGGCUCUAAAUCCACCGUCACAGAUGCGGUUCCACAGAGGCUAUGCGCAAUCUCACCGGUGCAGGAGUGCGUGCUUGUCAGCUGCUCUUAAAGGAAGCAGCGUAUCCAGUUAGCUCUCCCUAAGAAGCCAGGCUUUGCUACAGAUAGGUUUCAUUCUGUCUGGUUCUUUGGUGAGCUGUUUUCACAAAAAGUACAAAGCUACGUACUCUUCUCCAAACUGAUGAUAAAUGCUGAAAGAAUGGAAGAUUUUUCUGUUAGAUGCUGAUGGAAGCCUUUUUAAAAAAGUACUAUGAACAGAACUCAGCAUUGCAAAUUUGAGGUUUAAUAGGAUUUUGGUAUUUAUAACGGAUGAAGGUUGACUUCUUCCUAAAGGGUUUGGAGCUCUACUAGAUAUUUCAGUAUUGGCCAUUAGUGAUCUCAGAGCAUAGUUGGUUACAACUGUUGGGGGCCUUCCACGUUCUUGUCUUCAGGACAUGGCAGUGCUAGGUACCAGCUUAUCUUCAGAACAUUGGCUUAAUUGUAGCAUUAGCUAUGUUCACAUACUCCCCGGGAGCUCCCUGCCUGUAAUUUCAGAUCACAUAUACCUGGAGGCAUUUUAUAGUUUCUAAAGUUAACGUGUCAGAUCUUAUUUUUUGGAUUUUCUUCAGUGCAGGGCUUUGGCUGGAGAAUAACUGUUCAAAUUCAUGGGGAACAGGAAUUCUUUGAAUAACUGCAGCUCACCAUUCCCUCCUGCCCCUUUCUGAGCCCUUUCCACCUAUCUUCCUAGGAGAGAAGAGAUUAGAUGCAGUCUGCACACAUGCUAAUCUUUACAGAUGUGGGAGGUAUGCCCAGGUCACCGGUUGCCUCCAAGCAGUGCCAGGAAAUAGGUUCUACAUGAGACCAACAAAAGUCUAUUGUUGAUUCUCCUUACUCAGGAUAAAGGUUUUGAUCAUUUUCAUGAAAUAGUAUGGAGGUCAUUUCAGCUAACUAGUACUCCAUUCUUGGAGGAUUUGACCAAGUCACACUGUAAACUACUAAAAUGACUUUUUGUUUUAAAAUACCACUAGACUUUUGCUUUUAGAUGUACACUAAAUUUCUCACUACCUAUUCCUGUGCUCCGUGAUUGUAAACAUAGAAAUAUGAGGAACCUUUAGAGUUACCAGGUGUUAGCUGUUGCAAACCUGCAAAUUCCUAGAUCUCGGGUUUUUGUUUCAUUUUUACCUUGCUUUACAUGUAAUUGGACCAUUGAUUAUCUUAGGAGGAUCAUGAAAAAUUGGGGAGUGGUUUUAAGAAUUCUGAGCCAAAAUAAGUUGUUUUGCCACAAUACUGUCGACUGUUUCAUAGAUUAGGUAGCAAAUACAUGAUCUUCCACAUAAUGUUCAGACUAUUACUUUGUAAACAUUUUAUUUCCAAUCGCUGUGGAUUCAAGGAAAUUACUUGUAUUCUUCAGAGUGUCUAAUUACCUGCUACCUAUUUCCCUUUUACUGUUAGGGUUUGCAUUUGGUUCCUACCUGACAAGAUGCAGUUAGCGUGCAUUGUUACCCAUCCCCGGCGGAACCGGCCAGUAAAGGUGGGAGCACCGAGGAGGUGCAGGGGUCUAGAACUUGUGAACCAUGAUUAGGCAGCCGUGCCCUGCCAGCCUUGUUUGGCUUGGGCUGCGGGUAAGCCAAACCAUAAAACCGCUCUUUCCUUUGUAAAGUUUGACAAGACCCUUAAUAAAACCGGUAAUUAACACAGAA
Hyaena hyaena (striped hyena) is the source of this 5893-nucleotide messenger RNA. It is a transcript of the gene ACOX1, whose product is annotated as acyl-CoA oxidase 1. NCBI's taxonomy places the organism in Eukaryota, Metazoa, Chordata, Mammalia, Carnivora, Hyaenidae. The transcript is spliced from 14 exons. Gene Ontology annotation, biological process: fatty acid beta-oxidation using acyl-CoA oxidase; lipid homeostasis; very long-chain fatty acid metabolic process. The record is from RefSeq and is a predicted model, not a curated record. Gene Ontology annotation, cellular component: peroxisome. Bases 96 to 2081 code for a protein of 661 amino acids. Gene Ontology annotation, molecular function: fatty acid binding; FAD binding.